CGAGCCCAACGCACAAGCAGUAGUCACCCGACACCCGAGAAGAGAGAAUGUGUUGAUUCUCAUUGUGCGAUUCGGAUUCGUGUAUCAUAUGUACCUAGUGUAUUUGUAGUAUUAUACUCGUACAUAUUAUAGUAAAGUGAAGUGAAGUGAAGUGUAGUGCCUGUGCCAGUGCUAGUGCGUACUAUUACACUACAACGAACUGUUUUUUGGAUUUUUUUCAAUAAUCAAAGCUCAACUGCAUAUGCGAUAUUGCCAUCGUUUUGUUUCGCCUUGUUUUUUUUUUCUACCGUGAAUUAACAAGAGAAUUGCCUGAUCAUGAAAGCGAUACCAAUGAGCGAUAGUGGCCGAACCAGCACCAUGUCAGCAACGACAGCGGUCGCAGCAGCCGGCAAAAUAACCAAACACAAACGAGACGUCGAAAACGAAGAAAUCCGAGCUUAUCUCUGCAAGCUGAAAGAAUUGGUACCUUUUAUGCCAAAAAACCGACGAUUAUCGAAACUGGAAGUCAUUCAGUACGUCAUUGAUUACAUAUGCGAUCUGCAACAAGCCCUCGAAGCUCAUCCCACCAUCAGCUCGGUAGCAGUGCAUUCUGCGGCUGCGGCAGCUGUCAUGUUAUCUUCGGCUUCGCAAGCGGCCGGCGUUAAUUUACAAAUGCUCGGUAUCGCAAAUGCCGCCGAGUGUAGGCAGCCGCUGUCCAUACUUCCAGCCAAUUCCAAUAGCAAUUUGACCAAUGCCAAUGUUCCCAGUAUAAAUACGACGAGUACUUGUUCCGUAUCGCAAGCUUCUUCUAUCUCGACAACCACCAGCAGCAGCAAUAAUGGUGGAAGCAGGCAAAACGAAAAAGUCGCCUACUGAGUGCUGUGCUGAGUCAUGAGGUAACCUUGGCGAUCCAGUCCUAUGGUCAUCUGCGAAUGGUUACAAUCUUAUCGUCGGCCAUCGAGCAUUGGGCAUUAGCUGUAAUCCAUAUAAUCAGCAUCUCAAAGCAUCAAGUCGACCCUUCGGCCUUCGUGCAUAGGCCCAUGAGGUUUACAAAAAUUAACCAAAGGCUGCGGAUUCGGCGAUCGAGUGGUCACGUCUUGAUACGAUUACGAGCACCUAGUUGUGUGCGGAAUGCCAGUUGCCUACACUAUGGUUUACUGUAUUCUUUAUUCGUAGGCCUACGUCUUAAUACGCUCUGAAUUGGGGUUCAGAGUUGAGCUGAUGUUUCACCCAUUUUUGUACAUUCCAUAACGUCAUUUUUUCCUUCCAAUAUUACGCUAUUGUACCCUGAUAUACGUAAUAUUUUUAUAUUGUAUACAAAUUGCAUACAAAUAAUACAUAAAGACCACGAUACCUAAGUACCUACGAAUGUACCCGUAUAAAUUCAUCUUUUUUUUAUUUUCCUCGUCUUUUUCUUUUUUCUCUAUUUAUUUUCCUUCCCACCUACAUAUUUUUUUCUUCUUCAUCAAAUGUCACGAAAUGCAGAUUGCAAUAAUGUUUCCAAAUUGAGGGGGGGGGGGGGAUUUUUCAUUACUGGAUUUCAACUCAUUACGUAGGUCUUAUGGUGUACCUUAUGGAUAUUUUUUUUCGUUUUCUUUCGCUCCCACCCCCUAGAGUUGUAAUCUCGGAUGAGAAAAUCACGCCAUGAAAUUUUCAAUUCCCUCGAUGAAAAAUAAAGGGUGAAAAAAUUGAUGUAUCGUACUUACAGGGAAAAUUUCAAAAAAAGGCUACUUUGUUCAAUUUCAUGAUUUUUUUCAACUUUGGAGGUCUCUGAAUAAGUGACCAACAACAUUGUUGAGGGUUUUCUCAAAAAAAAAAAAUCAACUUCAGAAAUUUCGUAAAAUUGCCAUAAAAACUGGAAAACAAUGAACGGAUUGGGGAGGGGGAGGGGGGAAAUUGGUGAGACGAGGAAGCUUAUAAAGCAAUUUUGCGAAAAACAGAACUUUUUUGGCCAGCUUUGAAAAACAAAGAGGACUUCUUGGGCAGGCAAGGAAAAAAUCAACGUUUUGUGAACGCGUUGACAAAAAAAAAUUACUGAUCAAUUUUUCAGCAAAAAUUAAGACUAUUUGACUAGUUUAUCAAAAAAUUAAUUCCUGAGAAUUUUGACGAAAAAACAUUACAACUUAUCGUCAACUCACCAAAAAUUGACCUUCUCUGAUAAUUUUGACAAAAAACGAGCAUUUUCUGACGAUUUCACCAAAAAUGGAAAUUUUUUGACAAUUUUCCCAAAACUGACACCUCUCGAUUAUUUUAUCAAAAACUGACGGUUUUCAACAUUUUUUGACAUGGGAAAAUUCAGCAAAAAAAAACAACAAAAAACAGAAGCCUCAUAAUCAAGUUUGGCAAAAAAAAAAGGACUCUUCAAACAGAUGAGGUGAAAAUUAAUGCUUUUUAGUGUAUUGGAAUUGAGGGGAAGAGAGGGAGGUACGUAAAAUUAUGGCCUUACAACUUUCAAAAAUUAACGUGUCCUCGAAAAAGAAGCUGAAAAAAGGUCUGUUCAGAGAGAUUCUGCUCAGAGAUGAAAUAUUUUAGAAUAAUUUGUACCUGCAGACAUCAAUAUUUUACUCAUUUAAAAAUAUUUGUCAACUUUGGGGGCUUCAUACAAGAGUACCAGCAUCAUUUGGAGCACCAAGAAGUGUUCCUAAAAAAUGUGCUUAUUUAGAAAAAUUCUGUCCACUGAAAAAUUUUCAAAAAAUUUUUCCAGAGUCAAUUUUUCAUAUUCGUUUAAUUUUUUCUGAAAUUGGGUGCUUCAUACAAGUAAGCCAACAUCAUUUGGGGGGUCCAACAAAGGUUUUUUUUUGAAAAUGGGGUUUGUAGAACAAUUCUAAUGUGAAAAUGAGAUAUUUUCAAAAAAUUUCCUCUGAUUUUCAUUUAUUCUCAUUUUUUGUGAUUUUUUUCAACUUUGAGGGGCCUUUUACUCGAGGGCCAAUAUGGUUUGAAGGGCCGAAGAAUAUUUUUUCUUGAAAAGGAGAUUAUUUAGAAAAAUUCUGAUGUGGAAACGAACAAUUUUGAUCAAUUUUUUUUGUAUUUUUUUCUUCAUUUUUUCAACUUGGUGGGGGGCGACGUAACAACUUUGGUGAGUAGAAGUUGGAAAAUUCAAACUUUGAAAAAUAAGGUACACCUUAGUAGGUCUACUAUAUUUUAUGUAUUAUUGCUAUCGUGGUCAUGCGUUGUUUUUUUUUUUUCAUUUACCUGUUAUUUUUUGUUAGCUAUUUUGUAUUUAUUGUUUUAAUUUUUUUUCUCGUCUGUGAUGUGAUUUCGUACUUGUAGAUAAUUUUAUUUUACCUUUUUUUUUUUUUUUUGUAUGUACUCUUUUUAAUUUUUGUAUCGACUGCGAUUGCUUGAAAAAUGGGUAUAGCGUAGACUUAGAUCUCGGCCCAGAUUCGUUUUAUUAAACUCAUAUUUUGUCAGAUUGAGGAGGGAAAAAAUAUUGUGUUUUUGCUUAAAUUCAAUAAAUAAAAGUUUUCGUUUGUUUA
Molecule: messenger RNA, 3455 nt
Organism: Planococcus citri (citrus mealybug)
Lineage: Eukaryota; Metazoa; Arthropoda; Insecta; Hemiptera; Pseudococcidae
Gene: emc
Product: Basic helix-loop-helix domain-containing extra-macrochaetae
Exons: 3
Coding region: 316-855 (179 amino acids)
Biological process (GO): cell differentiation; circadian regulation of gene expression; negative regulation of transcription by RNA polymerase II
Cellular component (GO): nucleus; cytoplasm
Molecular function (GO): protein dimerization activity; transcription regulator activity
Source: RefSeq, a predicted model, not a curated record